Messenger RNA from Penicillium salamii, 1806 nucleotides. The record is from the annotation of a GenBank genome assembly. Lineage: Eukaryota; Fungi; Ascomycota; Eurotiomycetes; Eurotiales; Aspergillaceae.
AUGGCCUCAGAAUUAGAAGUUCCCAUCCUCAAACCCUUACAGAAAUCCGUCUCUCCACGUCAAAGCCAAGAGACAUUGACCGACGAAAAGAAUUUACCCCCAAAUGCCUCGCAGUGGAGACCAUCUUUUCAUCUCACAGCCCCAGGAUGGCUAAAUGAUCCGUGUGGUCUGGGAUACGACCCUGCAACAGGAUUAUACCAUCUAUGCUUCCAAUGGAAUCCCCACGGAAACGACUGGGGAAAUAUUUCCUGGGGCCACGCCACUUCCCCAGAUUUAGUAUCGUGGACCCCAUAUUUGGACCCCAUUUUAGCCCCGGAAUCUGAAUACGACUGUCGUGGUGUCUUUACCGGAUGCCUCAGAGCAACUGAUGUUGCCGGUGUCCCCGGCGCCCUGACAAUCUUGUACACAUCCGUCAAACAUCUCCCAAUCCACCACACCCUUCCAUACACGUAUGGCAGUGAAUCACUCAGUCUAGCCGUCUCCCGGGACGGAGGCAGGAACUGGGAGCGUCAAGCCUGCAAUCCAAUCAUCGCAGGCCCCCCUUCCCACCUGGAUGUCACCGGCUGGAGGGACCCGUGUAUCACGACUUGGGCCGAGGGGCCUGAUGCCGAUCCAUCAGCCCUCUAUGGAUUCAUCUCAGGAGGUAUCGCCAAAAGAUCCCCCACUGUCUUCGUGUAUAAGGUGAAUCCCAAUGAUCUCCGCGAAUGGGAAUUCAUUGGUCCACUGCUCGACACAGGACUCAAUCUGCGGCCCUCCCGCUGGUCUGGAGAUCUUGGAGUGAACUGGGAAGUAGCCAACCUCAUGACUCUCAAGAGCGAAACCGCAUCUCGGGAUUUUGUCAUCAUGGGAGCUGAGGGGUGCUUACCCUUGGACAGCACGGGCGACUUUGGCGAUGGCGAUCAAGAAGCUCGUCGGAGACGAGAAGUCCGAGGACAACUCUGGGUAUCUGUCAAGUUGGCAGAAACAUCGACAGAUGCGCUGACCUCCUAUGCAUUCUCUGGUAUAUUCGAUCAUGGCUGUUUCUAUGCCGCCAAUUCCUUCUACGAUACGCAAACCGCACAGCAGAUCGUCUAUGGCUGGAUCACAGAAGAGGAUUUGUCAGAUUCUCUUCGUCAUCGACAAGGAUUCAGCGGAUUGAUUUCACUUCCUCGCGUAGUAGGAUUGAUGACAUUGAACCAUGUCAUCAGAGCGCGUCACUCGCCUUUGAGCGCAAUUACCUCGAUCGAGGCCAUUCCUGAUGCCCAUGUGUUCACCGUGCAGACCAUGAUGAUUAGCCCAGACAGCCGACUUCAGCAUCUCCGAAAGAAGGCUCAAAGACACCACCGAGAUCGCGAGAUCCUGUCUGCACCUAAGGAUCAGAUAGGUGCCUCCAUGACAUCUCGAUGGGAAAUCGAGGCGGAGUUCUCUGUUGGUCAAUCCUGUUCUCGAGUUGGCAUCAGAAUCCCUCACACUGCCGACGGUCAAAGUUGCACUACUCUUUCCUGGCAUCCACACAGCGAGACAUUCACCAUCCACCGACCAAAGAUCGAAAACACCGAAAUCAACCAGGGCUAUGAAACGGCACCACACACACUAUUCACUUUCGAGGGUGAGACCGGAAAGACUGAAGAGAACCUGGAAGUCCACGCAUUCUUCGACUCGAGUGUGUUGGAGGUAUUCGUCAAUGAGAGAACCGUGAUCUCGACGCGCAUUUACCAUCCAUCUGACUCUUGUUUCGAGCCUAUUUUCUUUGCAGAAUCCACUAGCCCGAAUAUCGAGCCUGCAGUGCUUUUGCAUGCGGAUAUCUGGGAUGGCCUGGGGGUUUGA